Messenger RNA from Geodia barretti, 2052 nucleotides. Lineage: Eukaryota; Metazoa; Porifera; Demospongiae; Tetractinellida; Geodiidae. The record is from the annotation of a GenBank genome assembly.
AUGCCCAAUCGGUUGAUCAACGAGACCAGCCCCUACCUGUUGCAGCACGCCAACAACCCCGUGGACUGGUAUCCGUGGGGAGAGGAGGCGCUGGCCCGGGCGCGCGACGAGGACAGGCCCAUCCUGCUCAGCAUCGGCUACUCCGCCUGUCACUGGUGCCACGUGAUGGAGCGAGAGUCCUUCGAGAAUGACGCCAUCGCGGAGAUAAUGAACCGCGACUUCGUCAACAUCAAGGUCGACCGCGAGGAGCGGCCCGACCUGGACGCAGUCUACAUGGAAGCUGUGCAGAUGCUCACGGGCAGCGGUGGCUGGCCGAUGACAGUGUUCCUCACGCCUGACGGAAAGCCGUUCUACGGCGGCACAUACUUUCCCCCCGUUGACCGCCACAACAUGCCUGGAUUCCCCCGUUUGCUUGAAACCGUAUCCCAAGCCUACCAGAACAGCCACACGGAGAUUCAGCGGGUGACGGGACAACUGACCGAGCAGAUGGGGCGCACCGGCAACAUGCCCAGGGGCACGGGUGCGUUGGACGAAAGCAUUCUGCAUCACGCCUACAACCAACUGGCAACCAACUUCGACUACCAGAAUGGCGGCGUGGGUUCUGCCCCCAAGUUCCCGCAGUCAAUGACUCUGGAAAUACUGCUGCGCUACUACGCCAACGGCCACAACGACCGCGCCCUCCCGAUGCUGGAGCUGACGCUGGAGAAGAUGGCUCGAGGCGGCAUCUACGACCAGGUGGGCGGCGGCUUCCACCGUUACUCCACCGACACCUUCUGGCUGGUCCCGCACUUCGAGAAGAUGCUUUACGACAACGCCCUGCUGGCGCGGCUCUACCUGCACGCCUGGCUGGCCACUGGCCGCUCCCUGUACCGCAGAAUCAUCGAGGAGACGCUGGACUAUGUGCUGCGGGAGAUGACGGGCGAGCACGGCGGGUUCUUCUCGGCCACCGAUGCUGACAGCGAGGGCGAAGAGGGCAAGUUCUUCGUCUGGUCGCCAAGCGAGAUUGAAGUCGUUCUGGGCAACGAGGACGGGUCGAUAUUCAACGCAUUCUUCGGUCUGUCGCAGCGGGGUAAUUUCGAGGGCAAGAACAUACUCAAUAUCACGGUAAAGGCCGCUGACUUCGCAGAGCGCCAGGGCAUUCCCUUGGAACAGUUGGUUGGUGUGAUCAACCGCGGGAAGGAAGCGCUCUGGCUGGAGCGGGAGAAGCGGGAGCAUCCUCUCCUCGACGACAAGGCCCUGGCAUCGUGGAACGGCCUGAUGCUGCGUGCAUUCGCCGAGGCGGGAGCAGCGCUCGAGCGGCAGGACUAUCUGGAUGCGGCAGCCAGGAACGCGGAAUUCCUGUUGACUUCGCUCCGUCCCGCGGGGAAGUUGCUGCGCUCUUACCGAGAGGGGCAGGCCAAGCUGCCCGGCUUCCUGGAGGACUAUUCAUUCGUGGCCGACGGCCUGCUGGCGCUUUACGAGGCAACGUUCGAGCGCCGGUGGCUGGACUCCGCGGUCGAAUUGGCCGAUGAAAUGAUUGCCCUGUUCUGGGACGAGUCCGCCGGCGCCUUUUACGACACGGGGAGCGACCACGAGGAGUUGGUGAUACGCCCUCGAGACGUGUUCGAUAACGCGCAGCCGUGCGGCGGCUCAGUUGCCUCUGACCUGCUGCUUCGGCUCUCGGUGUUCACCGGCAACGAGGACUACGCCGCAAAGGCCGUAGCACCUCUGCGCACCCUGGCGGAGCUGAUGGGUCGCGCACCGGCCGGCACUGGCCGCUGGCUGGCGGCGUUGGAUUUCUACCUGUCAACGCCCACCGAGGUCGCCGUCAUCGGGCCGUCAUCGGAUGCGGCGACGGCGGAACUGCUCAGGACGGUCAAUGGCCGCUACCUGGCCAACCGGGUAAUCGUGGGCGCGGACAGCGAAGAUGCGGCGACGGCAUCGGGCCUUCCCCUGCUUGAAGGCCGGGGAAUGGUGGACGGGAAGCCCACGGCCUACGUCUGCGAGAACUACGCCUGCCAACUGCCGGUUACUGAACCCGAGGCGCUGGCCGAGCAGCUCGGUGCUCGGUAA